AUGGCGGUAUCUCAGGCCGCAAAUAUCGUGGAGAAAGUGAUUGAUCAUGAUGAUAACGCGACAAUUACCACCGAUAUAAGCGAUUAUAAUAAUGAAUACGGUAUGGAAAGUGGCCCUUUGAUCAAGGCCGCUAUCUGGCAGGGCAAGAAGAAGGUCUCUGUGGUCUCCGUAUUAGUGGAAGUGCCAAAGUCAAGAGUUAUCUCCAUGUCGAGGAUUACCACGGCGCUUAUGGAGACGGGCGUUCGUUUCAUCGGAAAUGGACAAUCUCCUGUCCAGAAAUACCGAAAAGAGUCCAUGGGCCUCAUCCAGGAAGGGAAAAUCAAUCCACUGGAUAUGGUGACACAUCGUAUGUGCCUGGAGGAUAUGGAGCAGGUCUAUGCAGCCUUGGACCGGCGAGACCGGGGCAUGCAGAAGAUUUUUCUGCAGACGAAGCACCCUGCUCCUCCUGCCAGGGCACCCACUUUGACCGAGUUGUAG
Penicillium cataractarum is the source of this 477-nucleotide messenger RNA. RefSeq lists its product as uncharacterized. The transcript has 3 exons. NCBI's taxonomy places the organism in Eukaryota, Fungi, Ascomycota, Eurotiomycetes, Eurotiales, Aspergillaceae. Bases 1 to 477 code for a protein of 158 amino acids. The record is from RefSeq and is a predicted model, not a curated record.